GACGAUUUAAGCGAUACAGUAUACUCUGGAUCAAUCAAGUGUUUGUGUUGAAAACCGUGAAAUGCUGAGAUUGAGGACUGAGAAUGUGAAGAAUCUAAUUUUUGCAGAUUAAAAAUCAUACACAAUGUUUGGACAAGUUGUGAUUGGUCCACCUGGAUCUGGAAAGACAACUUACUGUCUGGGCAUGUCCGAAUUCCUCACCUCCCUCGGUCGGGAGGUAGCUGUCAUCAACCUAGACCCAGCCAAUGAACACCUCCCUUACAAAUGUGCUUUGGAUAUCGCAGAUCUAGUGAAACUUGAGGAUGUGAUGGAAAUGGUAAAACUUGGACCCAAUGGUGGACUGGUGUAUUGUAUGGAGUAUCUGGAGAAAAAUAUUGACUGGCUCAAAACAGAACUUGAGAAAUUAGGUAAUAAAUACCUGUUGUUUGAUUUGCCAGGACAAGUGGAACUUUAUACUCACCAUAACUCGGUGAGAAAUGUCGUCCGUCAGCUACAGAAGUGGGACUUUAGGCUGGUGGCAGUCCAUCUUGUUGAUUCUCAUUAUUGCAGUGAUGCUUCCAAAUUUAUCUCUGUCUUGUUAACCUCUCUGUCCACCAUGUUACAGCUAGAACUGCCUCAUGUAAAUGUUUUGUCCAAGUGUGAUCUCAUAGAAACUUUUGGCAAGCUUUCUUUUAACCUGGAUUUCUACACAGAAGUGCUUGAUCUGUCCUACUUACUAGACCAGUUCAAGGAGGAUGAACAGUUCCAUAAGUACAAGAAGCUGAAUGCUGCACUGGUGGACAUUAUAGAGGAAUACAGUCUCGUCUCCUUCAUCACACUUAAUGUACAGGAGAAGGAAAGCAUGUUGCGUGUGAUGAAGGUUGUCGACAAAGCCAAUGGCUAUCUGUUUGGUGACCUUGAGGAGCGUAACCUCCAGUCACUCAUGUCCUGUGCGAUUGGGGCAGAGUUUGAAUACGAAAAGAUCAAAGACGUUCGUGAGAAAUACAUGGACAUGUCUAACGAGCCACCGGACGUAUCAGAUGAAGAAAUGGCACCGUCAUAACUUAUUUCAUGUCUUUAUCCUCGACUUAACAUUGUCUACUGAUGUAUUCAGUAUAAUUCUAUAGCUCGGACGUUAAUCGUUAUAACUGUUAAAUCGGUACGAUUUUCAGCUUUAAUGAUAAAUAUGCCUUGUAAGGUAGGGCAACUGAUAAUGAACAGUUUGUUAAUUUUAUGAUAUUUUUUAAAGGUUUUGAAGGUUUGAAAAGAUUUACCUGUACUGUCAACAGAUACAGAUGCUGAAAUGUUUGGUGUACAUUUGUAAACAACAUACAAACACUACAUUGUUAGUGUUGGAUUUUCACAAUGUGUGCGACAGAUUACUAUAGUGUGAACAUUCUAUUGAAGAAAUAAAAAUUACUUGGUA
Molecule: messenger RNA, 1405 nt
Organism: Pecten maximus
Lineage: Eukaryota; Metazoa; Mollusca; Bivalvia; Pectinida; Pectinidae
Product: GPN-loop GTPase 2-like
Exons: 4
Coding region: 125-1042 (305 amino acids)
Cellular component (GO): cytoplasm
Molecular function (GO): GTPase activity
Source: RefSeq, a predicted model, not a curated record